Messenger RNA from Arachis stenosperma, 1775 nucleotides. RefSeq lists its product as uncharacterized. The transcript has 2 exons. Gene Ontology annotation, molecular function: protein binding. NCBI's taxonomy places the organism in Eukaryota, Viridiplantae, Streptophyta, Magnoliopsida, Fabales, Fabaceae. The record is from RefSeq and is a predicted model, not a curated record. The coding region runs from base 105 to 1490 and encodes 461 amino acids.
AAUGAGCCAAGACAUUUUAAUUUCACCUUAAUGACUAUAUAUCCCAAUAGCAAUUCACAAAACAAAUAAACCACCUUUUGCUUUCAAAAAAAAAAAGCAUCAUCAUGGGAAGAGGAACAACAACAACCAACUCCCUGUUUUUUUCGUCACUACUCUUAUUACUAUCUUCUCUCUUGUUCCAAAACGGCGUCGUUUACGCUCAAGAAAAGAUAGCAUCGUCAGAGGAAGAAGCAUUGGGCUUAUUUCAAGAAAGGGAGACACUUGAAAUCAUCAUAGGAGGUGGAAGUACACCUUCCCCUUCCCCUUCCCCUGCACCUACUCCACCCGAUUAUACGCCAUGCCCUCCGCCACCGAAACCGCUGAGCCGCUUGGACAAAGCGCGAAAAGUGCUCCUCAACUUCACCAACUACAUCGUAGACCCAAAUCGUUUCACCAGUAACUGGUGCACGCAGACAUUUAACACGUGCAAUUUCAACGGAAUUCGGUGCGCCACAUACCCAGGCUCAAACGAACCUGCAGUUGCAGGGUUAGACCUCAACCAAGCCGGAAUCUAUGGCCGCAACAACAAACCUCUUUCCCUCUCUGGAAUCUUGGACAGAAUUCCAGAACUCACAUUCUUCCAUGUUAACUCCAACAACUUCUCCGGUUCCGUACCAAAGGAAAUUAUCAGUUACGGCUUUUUCUUCGAGCUUGAUCUUAGCAACAACAAGCUUCGUGGUCAGUUUCCAAUGGAAACGCUUAAGAACAAGAACCUAGUGUUCUUGGACCUCAGGUUCAACAACCUCAUCGGCCCGAUUCCAUGGCAACUAUUCGAAAUGGAUCUCGACGUGAUUUUCAUCAACAACAACAAGUUCAACCAGUUCCUCCCCCAGAAUUUCGGAAAUACCCCCGCAAGGUACCUGACCUUUGCCAACAAUCAAUUAUGCGGUCCCAUACCAAGGAGCAUCGGCAAGGCAGCCAACACUCUGACGGAGGUGCUCUUCCUUGGGAACAGGUUUGAUGGCUGCUUGCCGUACGAAAUCGGAAACCUAAAGAAAGCAGUUGUGUUUGAUGUGAGCAUGAACCAAUUAACAGGUCCAAUACCGUACUCGUUUGGUUGCUUGAGGCAGAUUCAAUUCUUGAAUCUUGCGAAAAACAAAUUCUACGGUGCGGUUCCGGAGAACGUUUGCAAGCUUCCGGGGCUGAUUAAUAACGGAAACUUGACCCUGUCAAACAACUACUUCACAGAGGUUGGUCCUGAAUGCAGGAAAUUGAUAAAGUCAAGGGUUUUGGAUUUGACCAAUAACUGUAUUCCGGGUUUACCGAACCAGAGGCCGCAAAAAGAGUGUUGGGAGUUUCUUCAUAGUGUGAAGCCUUGUCCCAAUGAGAAGUAUCUUUUGAGUUAUGCACCUUGUGCGGGAUGGAAGGAAACUGAGAACACGGAGGAGGUGGCAGCGGCGCCGGAGCCUGUUACUUAUAACGCGCUCAAACCGCACCGGUUGAGACUUUGAUUGUGUCGUAAUCUGAGUCAUAAUGGGGUGCGGGGACUCUUGUGAUUUUUUUGAAUUUGACCAUGAUAAUGAUUGAUUAUGCGUUUUUUUUUUGUAAGUGAUUAUGCUUCUUUUUAAUUUGCACAUAUAGUUUCUUUAAUAAUUAGCGUCCUACACUCCUACUUUUGUGUCGGUAUGUGUUUAUAGUUUCAAUUGUUGAAUAAGAAAUGUAAUCCAUUCAGAUAUCUACAAUGUAAUUUUCCUAAUUAUUCCAAUAAAUAUAAUCAUAUCUUAUUGAUAGCAUAA